UCCUUUGGCAAGUAUGAGCCAUGAGGUAUCCAGAGCCCCAUGGUCCACAAAGGCUUAUCAGUAUCAAAUAGUAAAAUGGCACAAUUCUGAUUCCAUUCCAUAACUUGGUGGUCACAAACAGAGGAUCUAUAUACGAGCCUGACCCCACUAGCACCACCAACCUCAAUAUAAACUCCACCACCACCCUUCCACUUCCCCUUCAUCCACAUCAAAUUAAACUUAGCUAGCUUCAAUCAGAAUUUUCUCUGCUCUCUGAUUUAUUCAUCGCUAAAAGCCAUGCUUGAAGGCAAAGCAGUGAUUGGAGAGACUGACAUGCCCCAAACCAUGCAGCAGGAUGCACUCGAUGUAGCUUCGAAAGCUCUGGAUUUCUUUGAUGUCACUGAGGCUACUGAGAUUGCCCGCUUCAUCAAAAAGGAAUUUGAUAGAACAUAUGGAGGUGGAUGGCAAUGCAUAGUAGGGAAGGAUUUUGGUUCGUUUGUAACCCAUUGCCAUGGCUGUUUCAUUUAUUUUUGCAUUGGCAGCUUUGCAAUUUUGCUCUUCCGGGGAUCUGCAGCUCCUGAAGCUGAGGCUGCAAACCAGUUUGCAGCUUUGGACACUGUAGAAGCAUGAGCUUUUUUCUUCUUUGUUUUAUUUUAUGCUCUGUUCUUAAUUAGCUCUGUACCCUGUAUUAAUUUUUAGUGUAGACUGAAAUGAAAAAUUAAAAGGCAAAAAAAAAAAAAAAAAAAAGAGAAAAUUUAGUGUCACUCAA
Ziziphus jujuba (common jujube) is the source of this 748-nucleotide messenger RNA. RefSeq lists its product as uncharacterized. Lineage: Eukaryota; Viridiplantae; Streptophyta; Magnoliopsida; Rosales; Rhamnaceae. The transcript is spliced from 2 exons. The record is from RefSeq and is a predicted model, not a curated record. Bases 277 to 609 code for a protein of 110 amino acids. Gene Ontology annotation, molecular function: dynein light intermediate chain binding; dynein intermediate chain binding. Gene Ontology annotation, cellular component: dynein complex. Gene Ontology annotation, biological process: microtubule-based process.